AUGAAGAUUACUCAAGUAUUACAAGUAUUGGCUGCUGCCAGUGUUGUUGCCAGUCAAGACAAUAACAACAAUAACAACAACAAUAAUAACAAUGGUGGUGAUUCUACUGCUACUGGUAAUACCGGUGGUAGUUCAUCUCAAAGUUCAUCAAGUUCAUCAUCAUCUGGUAAACAAUAUUCAAGUGAAUUUGGUGUUUUAGAAUUUGAUAAUUUUGGAUUUGAAGGUUAUUAUAAACAUGUUAAAAAAUUAGAUGAUUCAGAUAGUUGUCAAUGUGAAUUAGCUUCAAAUGAUCAACGUACUAUAUUUAGUGGAGCUAAUGCUCCAAUUAAUGAAGAAGUUUCUGUUCAUUUUAGAGGUCCGCUAGUUUUAUCACAAUUUGGGUUUUAUACUUCAGAUGAUUUCCAAACUGGUUCAAGUAGUGGUUCUGGUUGGACAAGACAAGGUUAUUAUGAUGGUGAAUCUCAAACUUCUGAAAAUAUUACAUUUUUAACUGCUGCAGGUGAUAAUUCAACUUGUUUAGGCAAAGCUUUAACUUAUGCUGAUACUGAUGGUAUUUCAAAAGCUGAUUCAAGUCAAAUUUUAGCAAAAGAUACUAAGAUUAUAUCAGAUGAAGAAUUUAUCAUUUUUUCAAGUGAAGAAUGUGGUAAAUCUGGAUUUGGUAAAGAUUGUGGUGUUUAUCGUGAUGAUAUUCCAGCUUAUCAUGGAUUUAAUGGUACAACUAAAUUAUUUUUAUUUGCAUUUGAAAUGCCAGAAGAAGAAUCAUCUGAUGAAGAUUCAUUUGAUUAUUAUAAUAUGCCAGCUAUUUGGUUAUUAAAUGCUCAUAUUCCAAGAACUUCUCAAUAUCCAACAAAUGGUAAUUGUUCAUGUUGGGGUAGUGGAUGUGGUGAAUUUGAUAUUUUUGAAGUUAUGAAUACCACUGAAGCUAAUCAUUUAUUCUCAACAAUUCAUGAUUAUCAAGGUUCUGAUAAUAUUCAAACUGGUAUUCAAGCUCAAGGUUAUAUUUCAAGAGAUACUUCAAGUACUAUGAAAGGUGGUGUUGUUUUUGAUUCUCAAGGUAAAGUUUCUGUUUUCUUAUCAAAUAGUACAAGUCUUGAUGAAACUAUUAGUGCUUCAGAUAUUAAUGAUUGGAUUAGUAGUGAAUCUUCAUCAGAUAAAUCAUAUACAAGUACUUUAUCAACUGUUACUAAUACCGGUUCAGGUAAGACUAGUGCAGCAUCAGGUUCAAUCCCAUUCAUGUUGGAUGUCAGAUAUAUUUUGGCUGGAUUUGUUGCAGUUGGUGCUUCAGUCUUCUUUUGA
Molecule: messenger RNA, 1296 nt
Organism: Hansenula ciferrii
Lineage: Eukaryota; Fungi; Ascomycota; Saccharomycetes; Phaffomycetales; Wickerhamomycetaceae
Gene: TOH1
Product: Toh1p
Exons: 1
Coding region: 1-1296 (431 amino acids)
Cellular component (GO): fungal-type cell wall
Source: RefSeq, a predicted model, not a curated record